CUCAAAUAGUACAUGGCUAGGUAGAUCUUUUUCUGUGAGUUGACUGAGAGUUCUCUUUCACUGAACAAGCUUCAAAAGACUCUUGUUUUCCAAGCAUGGCAGGGUUGUACAAGCAUCUAAUGAAAGCCUGUCCAUUUCGACUCCCAAGSGUUGGUAACUUGUCCUUACGGACUGUUGUAGCCGCGGUUUCAAAAGCACAAAUUACUGGCUUCUCUACAUCAUCUAGUUUGGAUGGGAGAACACRAUAUUCAUUCAUGAAAACACCUCGUAGUAUACCAAACAUGAAGAUACCUGGGUACCUGAAAGAUGGUAGUGUCAGAAGAAGCAAUGCACGUUCUGGAAGGAACCACUCUGGGAAGAUCACUACRCGUCACCGUGGAGGAGGACAUAGUCAGACUUAUAGGAUAAUAGACUUUGUACGAGCACCUUUUGAUAAAAACGUUGAAACAUUUCCAGUCAUAAAGGAGAAGGUWUUGCAAAUYGGUUAUGAUCCUUGUCGUUCAGCAAGGAUAGCUUUAGUAGCAGGUAAUGGUAGUAACAARCAGAARCURCUGAUUGCUCCAGAUWCAGUACAACAAGGUGACAUUUUAACGUCACACAGAGGAAAACCUGCAUCUUUAGCGCUUCUMAAGCCAGGCGAUGCCUAUCCUCUAAAGUAUUUACCCAUUGGUACUGUAGUCCAUAACAUUGAGUUAAAGCCUGGUAAGGGRGCACAACUGGCUAGGGCUGCUGGGACRUCRGCACAACUUAUCCGCAAGACAGAUACCACAGCAGUUAUAAGGCUUCCUUCAAAGGUGGAGAAAGAGAUUGAUAUUCUCUGCAUGGCAUCUUUAGGAAGAGUUUCAAAUAUCGAUAGGAAAAAUAGAGUUAUYGGUAAAGCAGGUCGCAAUAGRUGGCUGAAUAGRAGACCUAAAGGACAGACAGGCAUUGAUAGGACUCAUUGGAAAAAGAAAAGAGUGUAGUCUUUAUUUUUUUAUUGUGUUUUGAGUUAAAUAUAUUAAAUUCUUUUUUGAAUUGAA
Messenger RNA from Exaiptasia diaphana, 1019 nucleotides. RefSeq names its product 39S ribosomal protein L2, mitochondrial. Gene Ontology annotation, biological process: cytoplasmic translation. Bases 96 to 962 code for a protein of 288 amino acids. The transcript is spliced from 2 exons. Lineage: Eukaryota; Metazoa; Cnidaria; Anthozoa; Actiniaria; Aiptasiidae. Gene Ontology annotation, cellular component: ribosome; large ribosomal subunit. The record is from RefSeq and is a predicted model, not a curated record. Gene Ontology annotation, molecular function: structural constituent of ribosome; transferase activity; RNA binding.